AUGCCUCAGUGGAAUCUGGAGCGGGAAAAGUCUGGUCUAUGGCCCUAUGCACACAACCGAUGGAAAUUCCGGCGUGCAGAAACAUCUUUUUCCCACAGGACAUCCGCAAAGACGUUAAACUACGGAUCGUCCGAAACGACGAUAAACUACGGACCGUCCCGCAUGACGUUUAAACUGCCAGUCGUGGAUAUAUCUCGCAACCCGACAAAUAUAUCAGCUGUGGUCUUAAUGUCCAUUCGUGUAAGCGAACGGGCCGAUCUGGAGAAGGAGUCAGACUCCUCCUUACUCCUCACGGCACCCUUCAAGUCUAAUUCUCUUCACAUCCUUGCCUCGAACCCAACACUACACGUGAUGAGUCCACCGUAUGGGGACAAUACUGCUUGGGAUUUUGAUUGGGCGCCCUCACCGGAGAUGAGCUCACCGUAUGGGAGCAAUACUGCUUGGCUGUUCGACUCAUGCUUAGGCGUGGAACAAGACGACUAUCCUGGAAACACUGAGGUUUGGCCCUCGGAGAAGGAAGAAGAAGAACCUGAUGACACGAAUCGGAACCCACAUGCUAGAGUUUCUAUUCAUCCACACACCACUCGCAUUCAUACGCCUUUCUUGAUGCUGUUCCAGAAGCGGGCUGGAAGUAAGACCGCGAUGCGGUUUACCCGCGGCAAAAUCAAUCCCACGGGUGAAGGAAGAACACCCUACAGAGCGGAGGUUUGGUACCCUCGUGCCUCGACAAACAAACAGCUCAACGGAGAUGGAAAACUCCUAGAGGAUCAAACGACAAAACGAAGUCAUGUCCCGGAAGUCGCAUCCGGCGACCAUCAUUGGAUCAAGAAAGCAAAUCGUAUAUGGAGCGGCGAUGACACGCAAGGCGUGGUCCUACCAGGCGAAUAG
Messenger RNA from Heterobasidion irregulare TC 32-1, 888 nucleotides. RefSeq lists its product as uncharacterized. The transcript is spliced from 5 exons. The record is from RefSeq and is a predicted model, not a curated record. Bases 1 to 888 code for a protein of 295 amino acids. Lineage: Eukaryota; Fungi; Basidiomycota; Agaricomycetes; Russulales; Bondarzewiaceae.